This is a messenger RNA of Galendromus occidentalis (western predatory mite), 1161 nucleotides long. Its product is annotated as gamma-aminobutyric acid receptor subunit rho-1. Gene Ontology annotation, cellular component: membrane. The record is from RefSeq and is a predicted model, not a curated record. Lineage: Eukaryota; Metazoa; Arthropoda; Arachnida; Mesostigmata; Phytoseiidae. The transcript is spliced from 8 exons. The coding region runs from base 1 to 1161 and encodes 386 amino acids. Gene Ontology annotation, biological process: monoatomic ion transmembrane transport. Gene Ontology annotation, molecular function: transmembrane signaling receptor activity; extracellular ligand-gated monoatomic ion channel activity.
AUGACAUCCGCAGCUCGAUUAUUAUUCGUCAUCAAGGUGGUCUUUUUCACCUUGAACCCUGUCUUCAAGUCCAUAUUCCCGUCUGAAUAUUAUUCAUCAGAUCCACCGAGGGGUGCCGACGGCUCUGCAGCGAAAAUAUUCGUCGCUUUCCACAUCAUGGAUAUCGAUGAAAUAUCCGAGAGUAAAAUGGGCUUUCGUCUUCAUCUGUUCGUAAUUGACAUGUGGAAAGAUGACAGGCUGAAUCUCGACGCCGUCCUCGACAAUUCUUCGGUGAGGAUUGUUCCCGAGGAAAUUUACUCGAGGAUCUGGAAGCCCGACAUCAUUUUCGUCAAUUCGAAGAGCGGCUAUCUGUUCAGGCAAUCAGUAACGAACAAAUUCGUGAAAAUUCUCGACGAUGGACACCUAUAUCGGACAACGAGAUACCUUUUCCAGGUCGACUGCCUCAUGAAGCUCCAGAAAUAUCCGAUGGACAAGCAGAACUGUUUUUUGAAGGUCGGCCUGCUGUCCACGCCUUCGACCGAUGCAACGCUGCAUUGGAUGGACGAUCCUAUUUCGCCGCAUCGCAACGUGUCGCUCCGUCUCGUGGAAACAAAUGCACCUCUUCAGUUCGACAUCGCCCAACCGAAACCCCACAAGACAACUGAGCAAUGGAUUUUCACCGAAUGCGAUUACUUGUACGCAAACUUCACUUUCACAAGGAGGAUCACGGCAAGUCUCCUCAAUACGUACAUUCCUACCGGUAUCGUGGUCAUCAUGUCGUGGGGAUCUUUCUGGCUGGACGUGAAUGCAACGCCUGCCAGGACCUCUAUCGGUGUCACGUCCGUGCUGACUACGGUUACGCAAAUCGUUCAGUCUCGGAAUUCCACUCCCUCGGUGGACUAUCUCAAGGCUGUCGAUGUUUGGUUGUUCAUCUGCCUCCUGAUGGUUUUCCUCGCCAAUCUCGAAUAUCCGAUUGCAUAUAACGUUGAGAAGUUCUACACUCUGAACCGAUACUCUCAACCAGACAAGUACAAGGAUCCAAAAGGUCGGCGGAUGACCGUGGCGCAGACUCUCUUCAGGUACACGAACAUCAUAGAUAAAGUAUCGAGAAUUAUGUUCCCGAGUGCGUUUUUCGUAUUCAUCAUCAUCUACUGGGCAACUUACCUUUCCAUGGGCGAAUGA